This is a messenger RNA of Malania oleifera, 1436 nucleotides long. RefSeq lists its product as uncharacterized. The transcript has 3 exons. The record is from RefSeq and is a predicted model, not a curated record. Bases 28 to 1257 code for a protein of 409 amino acids. Lineage: Eukaryota; Viridiplantae; Streptophyta; Magnoliopsida; Santalales; Ximeniaceae.
CUACCCUCUCUCCCUUUCUCUCUCUCAAUGGCUCUUUUCACUUUCUUGCCGGAAAGUUCAGAGGCGGCCAAAAAGCAGCACCGCCCCAGUUCCAAGCGGAAGCGGAAACAGCCGUCGUCGUGGGACCAAAUCAAGAACAUCCUCACCUGCAAGCAGAUCGAAGGGUCCAGGGUCCACGACCCUUCCAAAUCCUACGGUGGGUAUUCCAAGUUGGGCUCCUCCUGCAGCUCCAUACGCGACGUCGUUCAUGGGAAGACCGCCAGCAGCAGAGUGGUCCACAGAGCCGAUAAUUCCCCCGAGAGCAGCAGUCUGGGUCAGGACGCCGGGCUCCUUACCCGCAAGAAUGCGGGUGGGUCGUCGUCGGGUCGGUCCUUGUCUGCUUCGUCGUCGACGAGGUCCAACGGCGGCGCAAUCUUCACGUCGUCAUCGUCGUUUUCCUCCAGAGGAAUGCCCCUGAGAAAGCUCUCUGGGUGUUACGAGUGUCACAUGAUCGUCGAUCCCAGCAGCAGGAUUCCAUCUUCGAGGAGUAGCAUAAAUGCGUGCUCCGACUGUGGAGAGGUCUUCCCGAAGAUGGAGAGCUUGGAGAUUCAUCAAGCAGUUCGACAUGCCGUAUCGGAGCUCGGACCCGAAGAUUCCGGGCGCAACAUCGUGGAGAUAAUCUUCAAAUCGAGCUGGAUGAAGAAGGACAACUCCAUCUGCAAGAUCGAACGGAUCUUAAAGGUCCACAACACCCAGCGCACGAUCCAACGGUUCGAGGACUACCGAGACAACGUGAAGGCGCGCGCCAGCGGCAACACCAAGAAAAACCCCGCCAGGUGCGCGGCCGACGGCAACGAGCUCCUCCGCUUCCACUGCGCCACCGUAUCGUGCACCCUCGGGGCCCGCGGCUCCGCCAGUCUGUGCGCCGCCGUCCCCGGAUGCGGAGUGUGCACCAUCAUAAGGCACGGGUUCCAAGGCAAGGCGGUGACCACGGCGAGCAGCGGUAGGGCCCACGACUGCCUGGUGGGCGCCGCGGAGGGGCGGAGGGCCAUGCUGGUUUGCCGCGUGAUCGCGGGGAGGGUGAGGUGCGUGGCGGAUGAUGCGGCGCCGGAGGAGGACUGGGCACAAGGCGGAUCUGGAUCCGGAUCCGGGUCGUACGAUUCGGUGGCCCGGAACGUGGGGCCGUACUCGAAUAUGGAGGAGCUGUGGGUUUUUAAUCCAAGGGCUGUCCUUCCUUGUUUCGUGGUGAUCUACAAGGCCGGUCAGCUUCCGCUCUGAUUUUGACUUUUUUGUUUUUUGGAUAAAGGGUUAACGUGAGUUUUGUUUGUUAGUAAUGUAUUGCCGCCAAUAACAUCUAUCCACCGAUGGUUAGCUCAUGCUGGAAUUAGCUCACCUGUCUCCAUCUUGUACAUAUUAAGAUAAUCCAAAAAAACGAAAAAAAAAAAUACAAAUCUGUC